AAAACAAAAAUAAUUUUAGAAAAAUUCCAAAUAAAUAUGAAAUUUAUACAAGUGUUUUUGGAAAUACUAAUCCUACUGCAGUUAUGGCCCAGUGAGGGAGCCAGCACUUACAACAGUCGCCAGACAAAUCGCAAACAAAAGAAAAUUAUUGAGGGCUCUAUGGAUUUAAAGGUGAAUCCAUGUGAUGAUUUCUAUCAAUAUGCCUGUGGCAGUUGGGAUGAGGUGUUUUUGGAGGCGGGCGUGAAAUACUAUGAACCCAUUACCAUGUUGGACUAUAAUGUCAAUAAGGAAAUGUCGGGUGUUUUUAAACGCUUCAACACUCACAACAAACCUAAAUUUAUACAAGAGGCUUAUAAGUAUUAUAAAUCUUGUGAGGGUUUAAGUAAAUAUGAAGCCGUUAAGUACUUGGUGUGGCUGAAAGCCAAUGAUCAAUUCAAAUGGCCUACAUUAUGGACACCGCCUAAGAAAAAUGCUCAAUUCAAUUGGGUUGAAACGUUGGCUAAAAUGCGUACCUACGGCUUAAAUGAUGUCUUCAUACAGCAAAUUUUUAUGUCCGAAAUAAAUGAUGUGAAAUCAUUCGUUAUAGAUUUAGAUAAACCAGUAACGGAUGGUGGUUUUAAACCCAUGUCCAAAGCUAAUUUAGAUGUUCUAAUGAAUUCCGUACCAGCUCCAAUGUCUACUGAUGAUUUGGAUAAUUUAUGGCAAGAAAUUGAGGAGUUUGAGCAAAAACUGAAACAGCUAGAUGACAUUGCAGAUGUUGAAGUUGAGAAUGAACAGGAGUAUAUAACGGAGCGUUUGAUUUAUGCCAAGGAUUUACCUUUCGAUUGGCUCAAGGAUUAUGUGAAAAUCAUACUCAAUAAAACGGAAUUAAAUCCCCAAAUGAAAUUUUACAUACAAAAUACACCCUACAUGCAGGCUUUGGAUGAGCUAUUAAAACAAUAUAGUCAACGUUUUAUAUGUAAGUACUUGGAAGUAAGAUUCUUGUGGCAUCUGCAUCAGGAUGGUCCCGCCAAUUUCGUGGCUGAAGAUUGUUUGGCCAGUACUAGAAGUUUAAUGCCCACUGCCAUGCACUGGCUGUAUGAGCAGCAUCAUCCCGAGCUGGCUCAGGAAUAUACAGCCAUCUAUGAAAUGUUUAAUAAUGUGCGCAAACAUUUCAACAAUACGGUCAUCAAAAAUAAUCAUGGUUUUAAUGCCACUGUCAUAAAGUAUCUGCAAGAUAAAAUAAAUAACAUGAAGCUGAGACUAAACAAUAUACCGCGCACCAAUACUAUAGCCACGCUAGAGAAAUUCUAUCAGCCAUUGAAUUUAGAUGCAGAGAAAUUUUAUGAAAAUCAUUUGAAAGUGCUACGUUUUAACUUUCAUAUACGCCGCGCUCUCUUAAGUAGCAAAACAACCAUUUUAGAUUUUACCUACUUGGAAAAUGGUGAAACUGGCUCCAGCUCAUCUCCGUUUUUUGUGCAGAAUGCUAAUCAUGUGUUUGUUCCUUUAACCCUGCUGCAGCCGCCCAUCUAUAGUCCCGAUCUGGAUGACAUCUAUAGGUAUAGUUCUUUGGGCUUCCUGCUGGCCCAUGAAAUGUUCCAUGGCUUUGAUGACAGUGGUUUAUUAACUGAUGCCAAUGGUAGCAUGAGCUUAAUGCAAUUCGAAGAGAAUCCUUUAUUCAAUGCCAGUUUCAAUUGUCUGCUGGAACUUAAUCCCAUAGUUAUAAGUGAGAAAAUUGCCGAUGUCAGUGGCUUACGUUAUGCCUAUCAGGCAUUUUUUGAUGCCAAUCCUGAUGCCUUAAAUAAAACACGUCGUAUUUAUGGCGCUGAAAUAUCCCUAAGUAAAGUUUUCUUUUUGAAUUUUGCUCAGUUCUUUUGUGGCGAUAAUACGCCCGAAGAAUUUUCUUCAAUGUCCGAUCAUGGCUCUGAUCGUGAGCGAGUUACCGAUGCUCUCACACAUUUUCCUGAAUUUGCAAAGGCAUUUGGCUGUGGCAGACAUCAUCGGCUAUACCCUCAUGAUGCCUGUCAUUUGUGGCGGUAAUUUGAAGCUGUACAAAAAGUGCUAUUAGCAGAAUUUAAAAAAAAAUAAUAAAUUUGUUUAAUUUAUUGCUUUGUUU
This is a messenger RNA of Calliphora vicina (urban bluebottle blowfly), 2095 nucleotides long. Its product is annotated as membrane metallo-endopeptidase-like 1. The transcript has a single exon. Gene Ontology annotation, molecular function: metalloendopeptidase activity. Gene Ontology annotation, cellular component: plasma membrane. Gene Ontology annotation, biological process: protein processing. The coding region runs from base 37 to 2019 and encodes 660 amino acids. The record is from RefSeq and is a predicted model, not a curated record. Lineage: Eukaryota; Metazoa; Arthropoda; Insecta; Diptera; Calliphoridae.